Manihot esculenta (cassava) is the source of this 1468-nucleotide messenger RNA. Its product is annotated as WAT1-related protein At5g40240. Lineage: Eukaryota; Viridiplantae; Streptophyta; Magnoliopsida; Malpighiales; Euphorbiaceae. Gene Ontology annotation, cellular component: plasma membrane. The transcript has 8 exons. Bases 182 to 1255 code for a protein of 357 amino acids. Gene Ontology annotation, molecular function: transmembrane transporter activity. The record is from RefSeq and is a predicted model, not a curated record.
CAUUCAACAAGUUUUUAUCCUUUUUUAUCUCCUUAUUUUUCUCUAUGUAUGUCCUUUUUCCCAUUAAAAAAUAAGAUAGUGUAAGAACAUGGCGUAUUAGGUGUAUUUUGUCCACCCAAACCUUUGCUCGUGGUCUUUAUAAUAAAUACUUAUCCUCAAUCCCAGAAUUUCCUCUCAAAAAAUGGAUUUGGCUUCUUGGGUAUGGAAUUUAGCACCAUUUGCAGCAAUGAUUGCUGUGGAAUGCACAGAUGUGGGUGCAUCAACGAUCAGUAAAGCUGCUUUGGCCCAUGGAAUGAGCAAAUAUGUUUCAGUUGUCUACUACAAUGGCCUGGCCACUCUCAUCCUUCUCCCUUAUUUCAUCUUUCACAGGAAGAAGCGAGCUCCUAUCACUCUCUCACUUUUGGUGAUCUUCUUCCUUCUUGCCUUAAAUGGGAGUACUGGACAAAUUUUGUUUCUAGCUGCUGUGAAGUUGAGUUCUCCUACUCUUUCUUCUGCGAUGGCUAACCUUAUCCCCAUUUUCACUUUCCUUCUUGCGCUAAUUACCAGGAUGGAAACUCUAGAUUUAAGAAGAUCAAGUAGCCUAGCCAAAUCUCUUGGGGCUAUUGUUUCAGUAACUGGAGCUUUCAUUGUGACCCUCUAUAAAGGUCCUGCAGUCUUGACCCCUCCAACUUCUAGCUUUCACCAUGAUCAACUUCUUCUCUCACAGAAAUCAGAGUGGAUCUUAGGAGGUUUUCUACUUGUAAUCGUCUGCCUUUUGUCUGCAACAUGGAACAUUGCCCAGGGAGCUACUGUGAAGGAAUACCCAGAAGAAAUGACAAUAGUAUUCUUUUUCACGUUCUUUAUCACAAUCCAAAGUGCUAUCUUCUCACUCAUUUUGGAAAGAAAUCCAAAUGCUUGGAGAUUGAAUUCUACAAUUGAAAUUGUAGCCAUUGUGUACACGGCUGUGUUUGGGAGUCUGUUUCGAAUAGCUAUUCACACCUGGUGCUUGCGCAAGAAGGGACCUGUAUAUGUAGCCAUGUUCAAGCCCUUGGGAAUUGCCAUUGCUGUAUUCAUGACAGUAACCUUCCUUGGUGACAACCUUUAUCUUGGCAGUGUGAUUGGAUCAAUCAUAAUUGCAGUUGGAUUUUACAGUGUAAUGUGGGGACAAAUGAAAGAGAUGAACAUGGCCAUGGCUUUGAAUAAUGAACCUUGUAGCUCUCAAUCAUCAACCCUAAAAGGCCCUCUUCUUCAAAGAGAUGCCAGUGAAGAGAUAUGAUGAUACUUUUGUACACUAUCAAUAUAAACAAAUUUAUGAUUUUCCCCCCCUAAUUUUGUAGUGAAGGAAUUUGUUUUAUGUGGGGAACUUUUGAAUCUUAAUUCCAUUUCCUAGGAACUCUCACUCUUCACAUUUCUGAAACUUUACAAAUUUAGGAAGUCUUGUUCUUUAAUAAAUUAUGAUAUUAAUAUAGAUAUUUUGUUAUAAUAGACA